UUCCUUUCCACGAUUUGGAUUUUUCGUUUAAUUGGUAGAUAUAAAAUACCGCAGAAAACGCAUGCUGUAUGCUGUAUUUCCAGUAGACCGUAGUAUAUUAGACAGGCAAGAUGGACUGGCGCGUUAUUGCUUUGUGUUGUAUUGUGUGUGUUAAUUUCAGUGGUGCAACAAUGUGUUCGCCAAAUUCAAAGUUUAAAAUGGACUGUAACUUUUGCAUAUGUUCGUCAAAUGGUAAAGAGUACACUUGCACAAACGACAGAUGCCCACAAGGGAAUAACAAUGACCAAUUCUACAGAACCCAGACCAAAGACGGACAUGUGUUGCUGGUUCCAAAGGAUAAGGAUCAAUUUAAAGCAGAUGAUGAUGCUUUUGUUUUGACCAGAAACUCAAGGAAACCUCGAGUCUCGGAAGGAUAUCCUUACAUCAAUGACAUGAUGAAUAAACCUAUGAACGAUGAGGAUACUAGUGAAGAUGUGGAAAUGAUAAAACCAAAACGAAAUUCUGAAAAUCUGGAAACCAGCGAAUUUGAGCCAGAAGUUCCUGUUGAUGUUCCUGUUGACGAUAACGCUGAUAGUAACGAAAUCGAUAAUGCCAGAUGGGCUCCCUCUCAGCCACGCAAAGUCCCAGACUUUCCCGAAUAAAAAAAUGCGAAUUUGGUUCUUUCAAUUCACUUCCUAAAGGUUUAAUAUUUGUACACUAGAAUAUUUUUUAUCUAGGCCACGUAAGGUAAUAAUUUUUAAUGUUUUUAUUUAUUUUUUAAUGUGUUUAUACGUAUUUAUUUUGUCCUUGAUAUGGAGCUUAUUUCUCACCAAUAUGUUUACAAUAAUGCAGUCAAAACAACAAUAUGUACUCAAAAAUGCUUUAAGAAUCAAAAUGUAUUAAUAGGGCUUUUCAUCGAUUGUCAUUUGUUUCGAGCGUCUGUCAUGGGUCACAUAAUAUUAAUAUAUCUUAGUCAUACGUCUUUGGUUUGUGUCAUUUAUAUAUACCAAUAAUGUAUGACGUAGAUAUAUUAAUAUUAUGUGACACAUGAUAACGAGCGAUCCACAAUUAUUGGGACCAAAGCUAGCCGUGCAAAAAAUUAAGUAUGUCUUGUUUUAAUCUGAAUUUAUAUCAUUAUUUUAUCAAUUAAUUUUGAUUAACAUUAUAAAACAUAAAAAAUCAGUAAAAACCUUUAACACAGAAAUUUAAUCAAAAAUAAAAAAAAAACAAAAUUAUAAGUAACAAUAAUAAAUAAAAUCAAACAAGAUGCUGUUAUAUGUCCACCACCAACAUCUUUACAUAACCUAACUUUUCUUGAUAAGUUGACGUACACUGCAAAGUUGACGUAAACUGGAAAGUAUAUUUGAAUUAAGAAUAGUCAUGCACUGUAUAGCUAUCUCUGUCGUUCAGAGCCACCUAUGGUGACAAUAAUUUUGGAUCACACGUUAGUAGCUCUAAACAAAUGACUGUGAAUGAAAAGCCCUAUACCUACAGAUUAAAACAAAUUGUGAUUUCUUAUGGUCAUCUCAUAUACCAGUGGCAAGUCACACUGUUUUUAUUAUUUGUCCAUUAUAGGUACAGUACGGAAAAUGAAAGACUACCCAUGAGCCAUAUUAUUAAACACAUAUUUUCUACGUUCCAGAAAGUAAUUAACCAGUACCAGUAUUAAAAGAACAGUUUAUAAUUAUUACAUGUACCUACUUGUGCUGGCCAGCAUUUUUUUGUGACACGGUCACAGGAAAAUACAGCGUGUUUUAUAUGUUUGUUCAUGGAAUCUUUCAUUUUUCCUACUAUAUAUACUUAAUUUAGAAUUUUGUAAAUGAAUUUUAGCUUAAGUUUUCUUAUUUGUAAUUGGAGGACAAUGAUAACGUGUAUUUUUAAACCUACAUAAACAAUGUAUGUACGAUCUGAAUUUAUUACUUAAUAUUGUAAUAGUUGUUAGAACUUUUUAUAUUUUGAUUUGUUUACAUAAAUCUUGCAAAUAAAAGAUAUUUUUAAAUC
Messenger RNA from Diabrotica virgifera virgifera (western corn rootworm), 1980 nucleotides. RefSeq lists its product as uncharacterized. The transcript is spliced from 4 exons. The coding region runs from base 111 to 641 and encodes 176 amino acids. Gene Ontology annotation, molecular function: peptidase inhibitor activity. The record is from RefSeq and is a predicted model, not a curated record. Lineage: Eukaryota; Metazoa; Arthropoda; Insecta; Coleoptera; Chrysomelidae.